Elaeis guineensis (African oil palm) is the source of this 2741-nucleotide messenger RNA. The record is from RefSeq and is a predicted model, not a curated record. Lineage: Eukaryota; Viridiplantae; Streptophyta; Magnoliopsida; Arecales; Arecaceae.
CAGGGUAUAUGGAUGUUGGUUUUUGAUUAUUUUUUUAGGAAUUAUUGUUCAUUUUGGUUGCUUAUAUGAAGAGUUUUACACAAACAAAAUCAGAAUAGGCCAUUGAAAAAUUAGUUUCUUAUAAAGUCUUGAGAUAGACUCCAGAUUUACUUUCUUAGUUCCAAAUCAUCACAAACUCUAUGCUUUUUUUUUAUUUUGUUCCAAUAAAGUAAAUAUCCAUGUACUUAUGUUCAUUUGUUCUGUAUGCAUAAUGAUAAAUAGAAAAUUAAAUAGCUCUUGUGGUGGAUUGAUAUAGUUUGAUACUUUGAUGUAGCUGGACUCCCUCAAUAAUGCUCCAAUGUUAUGUUAAAAUAAUCAGAAUGAUUUAGCAUAAGCAUUGUAUCAAGAUGACCUGCAGAAUGGCAGCUGGUCAACAAAAAAAGCGGCUAGCAAGUUCUAACCUGCACGAACAAUGCCGAGGAAAGAAGAAGAAAAUGCUGGACUCAUCUGAUUACUUGUUGAAUCUGAGAUCACAUGUUGAUCUGGAGUGGGAUGACGGUCUGAAGAGAGCUGUGGCAAAGAGGGAACAAAUUGGGAUAACAUGGAUGGACAUGGCACCUUUUGUUGAUUCAAUUCCCAAGUCUCAUUCAGGUCUAGCUGAUGUUAUAUCUGUUCCUCAAGAAAUUUUUUCUUUGGAGAAUUUGACUGAGGUGCUUUCGUACGAGGUUUGGGCAACAUGUCUGUCAGAGUCAGAGAGAAAGUUUCUGACUCAGUUUCUUCCUAGUGGGACAGGUGCAGAACAAAUAGUUCAUUCAUUGCUCAAGGGGGAAAACCAUCACUUUGGAAAUUCUUACCUUAAAUGGUCUUCUUCACUUUGCUCCAGUAGUCUUCAUCCAGAUGCUGUUCUUCAUACAGAGCAGCAAUUCAGAGCCAACAGAAGGGCAUACUAUUGUGAGAUAAAUAAGUAUCAUACUGGGAUGCUUGAGGUUCUGAAAAAAUGGAAGGAGAUAUGGUUAAGCUGCAAGGAUCCAGAAAGGCUGAGGAGGGAAGGUUUUACCAAGCACAAGCAAUGGAGCUUAACAGCAUGUGCAGAAAAGACUAAAGUUCCUAAUAUAGCCAAGAAAGAAGUCCAACAUAAAAUCUGCAUCCGAAAUGGUGAUGCUGCUAAAUAUAUGUCAUUUAUUAAGAUAAGCAGGACACAGCAUCAGCAGGUUAAAAAUAUAAAGCAUUCUGGUGAUGGCAUUCAAUCAAAGUCUCUCAACCGUGUACUGGGUGAUAUUAAAAGUUUUCAUGUACAGCCAUUUGAAACAUAUGAAAAGGAAGAAAAGGAGAAGUUGUGCGACCAUUGGUUGCUGGUGGCAAAGAAAGAUCUCCCAGCAGCUUUUGAGGUCCGUAGAAAUAAAAAGUUGCAGAGAGACCAAUGGAUGAAAUCAUUGGAACAAGAACUCAUGGAGAAUAAGAAACUAAUAAUGGAUAAGGAUGAGAAGACUGAAAAUCUGGAGACCUCAACUCAAGAAUUGGUAGAAAAUGGUGAUUAUGAACAUCAAGCCAGCCCAUAUGUGGCAGAUCAAGAUGAUGCUGAUUCCCCACAUAAUUCCACACAUGAUCAUCAUCUGGAACGUCUUCCUUCGCUCAACAGUCAUCUGAAGCCAAGCACAAUAGAGCCUAGCCCAAUUGCUCUGAAUAAAGAAGCAGAGGGACAUGAUAUAUUAGAACCUACAGAAAAUUCCCCACCUCUUUCGCAGUCGUUAGAAAAACAGAAUCCUUCUGAUGAUGAUGUUACACAACCAAAGGCUUCUUGUUCAUCUGUUAAAGACUUGUGGCCAACAGAAAGCAUUCAUGAUCCUUACUACACUACUCCAGAGAACCAUGCAUGCACAUCUGCUGGUGAAUUAUCUCUUAGGCAACCCCAGCUCACUGAAGAAUGCACAACUGAUGCGAUUGAUUUAGAGAGAAACAUAAUAGAGCCAGAAGCUGGAGCCCCUGUUGCCUCAACCUUUCAUGUGGACAGUGGGGCAUCGCUCUUCUGCUCUUAUGCAAACCAAGACCACAAUGAGCUGCUUCCCAACUUUUCAAAGGGACCAGGAAUGCUAUCAUCUUAUCCACAUGAUCAAAUGAAUGGCGUGAAACAACCUGGUUUGCAAUUUUUAAUGGCCAAUGACAGCCUGCCAGAUCCUGGUCACUUCUCCCACCAAUUCCAUGAGCAACAACAGCUUCUGGGGCGGAGGCAGGCCGGAGAAAAAGAGCUUUAUGUGAAUCAGAUGAUGAACAAAAAUGUCUACUGCGAGGGCAGAUAUCCAAGCCAAGGGCACUUUUCACCAGUUGAUCAGCAGAGUUUUUCUGCCCUCCAAUCCUCUGUAAAUGGUGGAUCCAUAGGCUACAAUUGGUUUCCUGGUGAGCAUCAAGCUUAUAAUAAUUGGUCUGGAGUUGAGUCUUCAAGCAGCCGAGGUCAGUGCUUGGUUGAUGGUAGCAAUGCAGAUGGAAGCCUCUUUAGUGUUUUCUCUAACAAGAUGUCAUCAUGCCCUCCUUAUGACAAUGCAAACUCGGAACCAUAUAUCCAAGAAAGGAACUACUCGAGUGGGGGUGUUCCUACAGCUGGAAAUAUUUAUGGGUAUGCGCAUCAUCAACUUGACAAUUCAGGCAGUGAAGAAGCAGCCACAGCUCCUUCCAUGAACAAUGUGUCAUGGAUGAACUUCCCACGUCAGAAUCCUGGCCUGCAUGACCCUAUGGGAAAACCUUUUCUAAGGCCUUGGAACCGGUAG